AUGGCGACGACUCUCCGAGCCUGUAGAGCGCCAUUGCGCCAGUUCAUCGCCCGUCCCACUGCUUCUCUGGCCACAAACCGCCCCAGAUUAAGGCGGGGCUAUGCGACAACCGUGGAGGCACAGCAAAAGGUGCUGUCACAAGACCUCGAGCAAGCUGAUCCCACAGUAUUCGAGAUUAUCAACAAGGAGAAGAACCGCCAGAAGCAUUUUAUCAACCUGAUUCCAUCGGAGAACUUCACGUCACAGGCCGUGCUCGAUGCCCUGGGCAGUGUUAUGCAGAACAAGUACUCGGAAGGCUACCCUGGCGCAAGAUACUACGGUGGUAACGAGCACAUCGACGAGGCUGAGCGGUUAUGCCAGGAAAGAGCGCUCAAAGCUUUUGGCCUGAGCCCGGCUGAGUGGGGCGUCAACGUACAGCCUCUCUCUGGCUCUCCCGCAAAUCUCUACGCCUACUCCGCCGUUCUCAACACCCAUGACCGCAUCCUCAGUCUCGAUCUCCCACAUGGCGGCCACUUGUCGCAUGGCUACCAGACACCAACCAAGAAAAUCUCUGCCGUUUCAAAAUACUACGAAACCCUCCCAUACAGGCUCAACGAGAAGACUGGCAUUAUCGAUUACGACAAGAUGGCGGACCUGGCACACCUGUACAGGCCCAAGGUCAUUGUGGCGGGCACAUCUGCAUACAGCCGACUGAUCGAGUACGAGCGCAUGCGCAAGGUGGCCGAUGAGGUUGGCGCAUACCUUCUCUCUGAUAUGGCUCAUAUCUCGGGUCUUGUCGCUGCUGGCGUCAUCCCAUCGCCGUUCCCCCACUCUGACAUCGUCACCACCACUACCCACAAAUCAUUGCGCGGCCCCCGCGGCGCUAUGAUCUUCUACCGCAAGGGCGUGCGGAAGGUGGAUAAGAAGGGAAACGAAGAGAUGUACGACCUGGAGGGACCGAUUAAUGCGUCCGUGUUCCCAGGUCACCAGGGAGGACCUCACAAUCACACCAUCACUGCCUUGGCGGUUGCGCUUCAACAAGCACAAAGCAAAGAAUUCAAGGACUACCAGCAGCAGGUCCUCGAGAAUGCAAAGGCGCUCGCCCAACGACUAGGCGACUCCAAGGAGAACGGCGGUCUGGGAUACAACAUAGUCAGUGGAGGCACAGAUAAUCACUUGGUCCUUGUCGACCUCAAGGACCGAGGGGUAGACGGUGCACGUGUCGAGCGCGUCCUUGAGCUCGUUGGUGUAGCCUCGAAUAAGAACACUGUUCCUGGGGACAAAUCAGCCAUGAAGCCAGGCGGUCUACGCAUCGGAACCCCCGCCAUGACCACACGCGGCUUUCAAGCUGAGGACUUCAAGCGCGUCGCUGACGUAGUGCACCGCGCCGUGGGCAUCACGCAGAAGCUCGACAAGGAAGCCAAGAAGAAAGCAGAAGAGAGCGGUCGCAAAGCACCCGCCAGCGUCGCAGCAUUCAAGGAGUACGUCGGUGAAGGCCAAGACAUCACCGACAUCGUACAGCUACGGAAGGAGGUCGAGGACUGGGUAUCCACCUUUGCUCUGCCCUGGGACAAGGCACAAUAG
Plenodomus lingam JN3 is the source of this 1563-nucleotide messenger RNA. RefSeq names its product Cytochrome B translational activator protein cbs2 (gene CBS2). The record is from RefSeq and is a predicted model, not a curated record. Gene Ontology annotation, cellular component: cytoplasm. Gene Ontology annotation, biological process: folic acid metabolic process; L-serine catabolic process; tetrahydrofolate interconversion. NCBI's taxonomy places the organism in Eukaryota, Fungi, Ascomycota, Dothideomycetes, Pleosporales, Leptosphaeriaceae. Gene Ontology annotation, molecular function: cobalt ion binding; pyridoxal phosphate binding; serine binding.